Knipowitschia caucasica is the source of this 324-nucleotide messenger RNA. NCBI's taxonomy places the organism in Eukaryota, Metazoa, Chordata, Actinopteri, Gobiiformes, Gobiidae. The record is from the annotation of a GenBank genome assembly.
AUGUUGACAGGCGCCAGUGACAUGUGCAGGUACCUGGAGCUGGUGGCCCCUCCUCCGGGAGCUCUCUCUCGGCUUCCUCAGGCGCAGUUGAGCGGGCGCAGCUGGAGCAGUCCGUGGAGCGACUCUUUCCAAACUUUUGCGGUAGUUUCUCUGAUCAAAGGUCCGCACAGGGACAGCCUCCGCGUCGCUCUGCAGCCGUAUGAUCCCGGGAUAACACAGGUGAAACAGGACGAUCGCUGUCACACUAAAGACAAGUUUGGCACAGCUUUCGCGCAGGCAACCAUUGAGACGCGCUCUGUGGCUGUGAAAGCUGAGCCGCGCUGA